Sebastes umbrosus (honeycomb rockfish) is the source of this 1593-nucleotide messenger RNA. Its product is annotated as aldo-keto reductase family 1 member B1-like. Gene Ontology annotation, molecular function: aldose reductase (NADPH) activity. Lineage: Eukaryota; Metazoa; Chordata; Actinopteri; Perciformes; Sebastidae. Gene Ontology annotation, cellular component: cytosol. The transcript is spliced from 10 exons. The coding region runs from base 99 to 1046 and encodes 315 amino acids. The record is from RefSeq and is a predicted model, not a curated record.
AGGCUGUCUCCCCUUGUGGGUGCAGUGUAGUAAGAGUCUGCUUGCACGAACGGCUGCUUGUUGACUAAUCCUGCAAGAACUGCAGCAGAAGAUCCAACAUGAUACCUUCAGUUACGCUCAACAAUGGAGCGAAGAUGCCUAUCGUGGGUCUAGGAACAUUUGUGGCAGACCAUCAAAAGAUCACUGAGGCUGUUAAGGUGGCAAUAAGUGCCGGUUACAGGCACUUCGAUUGUGCUUACGUGUACGAGAAUGAAGAAGAGGUCGGGGCUGGGAUUUGUGCCAGGAUUGACGAAGGAGCAGUCAAGAGGGAGGAUCUAUUCAUCGUCAGUAAGUUGUGGUGCACCUGCCACCUUCCAUCUCUGGUGAGGGGAGCCUGUGAGAAGUCACUCAGUGACCUGAAACUGGACUACCUGGACCUUUACCUCAUGCAUUUCCCUAUGGGAUUCAAGACAGGUGAUGUGCUUUUUCCAUUUGAUGAGCAUCAACAGAUCAUUUCUGAUGGCAGCAACUUCUUGGACACCUGGGAGGCCAUGGAGAAGCUGGUGGACGCUGGGUUGGUCAAAGCUAUCGGAAUCUCCAACUUCAACAAAGACCAGAUUGAAUCCAUUUUCAACAAGCCAGGCCUCAAGUACAAGCCUGCCAACCACCAGAUUGAGUGCCACCCGUUCCUGACCCAGGUGAAGAUGAUCAACUACUGCCAGUCAAAGGGCAUCUCAGUAACCGCCUACUCCCCCCUGGGAUCCCCAAACAGAUCCUGGGCUUUACCUGAUGAGCCCAUUCUGCUGGACGAACCUAAGAUCAAGGAUAUUGCUAAGAAGUACAACAAGACUCCAGCACAGGUUCUCAUGAGGUUCCACGUCCAGAGGAACACGAUUGUCAUUGCGAAGUCAGUGACGCCCUCUCGGAUCAAGGAAAAUUUCCAGGUGUUUGACUUUGAGUUGAGUGAAGACGACAUGAAGACCAUGAUGAGCUUCCACGAGUGGAGAGUGUUCAAAUCAAGAUGGGCCUCAAAGCACAAAGACUUCCCCCUGAAUACAGAAUACUAGCUCAUCAGACAACACGCUGCGCCAUUUCUGCCUCGCAUCAACUACUGAGCUUUCUUUUUUAUUCAAAAUCGACACGCUGCGUUGUCAAAACUACUACCCGACAAAUGUGAUCAAGCCUGAAUUAUGUUGCCAAGCUUCUACUGAACCAUUUUUGUAUAAUGCUCGCUAUAGAAAGAAAUGAUUUAAUGAAAGUACUGGAUACGUAGGUUGUGUGGAAUUAACUUUGUAGAGAAGAUAAAUGUGUGGGGCAAUACCUGACUGUUGAACGUGAUCACUAUAAAUGCUGUGUAGUUACUGAAGCAGACUGCUCGCUGUGACCAUAGACUGUUUAUCUAUGGUUGUGACAAAGUAAGAAUACAAAGAAGGUUAGAGGUCAAGUACACAGACCUCAAUGAACCAGAAGUAAGUAGUAAAAUGAUUCUGCCAGAACCAAUUCAGUAUGAUUUUACUACAGUAAAACUAAACCGGCAGUAUAAAAAUAUUUGGGAAUAUGGCCCAACAUGAUGCAAAUUGCACCAAUUAGACAAUAAAAUAGAAACCAGAAAAA